Aspergillus fijiensis CBS 313.89 is the source of this 1053-nucleotide messenger RNA. RefSeq names its product LUC7 domain-containing protein. Gene Ontology annotation, molecular function: mRNA binding. Gene Ontology annotation, biological process: mRNA splice site recognition. Gene Ontology annotation, cellular component: U1 snRNP; U2-type prespliceosome. Bases 84 to 947 code for a protein of 287 amino acids. Lineage: Eukaryota; Fungi; Ascomycota; Eurotiomycetes; Eurotiales; Aspergillaceae. The record is from RefSeq and is a predicted model, not a curated record. The transcript has 3 exons.
AGUGCGAUCUUUCUUUUUCUUUCCCCCUCCCUCAUCCCCUCAUCCCUCACCACUCUUUCGAUCCCAGGCAUUAUCCCCCCACUAUGGCUGCGGAACAAAGAAAGCUGCUUGAGCAGCUCAUGGGAGCGGACCAACUCAUCGGCACAGGAGCGCAAUCCCGCAAUGCGCAACUCGCCAUCACCGAUCCGAAAGUCUGCCGUUCGUACCUCGUCGGCACCUGCCCCCACGACCUCUUCACCAACACCAAACAAGACCUGGGCCAGUGCCCGAAAGUGCACAGCGAAGGAUUGAAGACGGAAUACGAGGCCGCCUCGGCCGCGGACAAGGCCAAGUGGGGGUUCGACUACGAUUACAUGCGCGACAUGCAGAAGUACAUCGACGACUGUGACCGACGCAUUGACUCGGCGCAGCGACGGCUGGAGAAGACCCCGGAUGAAAUCCGACAGACGAAUAACCUGCUAAAACAAAUCGCCGACCUCACCAACACCAUCAACUCGGGUCUGCUGGAGAUCUCCGUCCUGGGCGAGACCGGCGCCGUGGCGCAGGCCCUGAACGAACUGCACAAGAUCCGCACCGCCAAGCACCAGAAGGAGACGUGCGAGCGCGACCUCAAGAAUCUCCAAGACACCUCGGGCCCCUCGGGCCACCAGAAGCUGCAGGUCUGCGAUGUCUGCGGCGCGUACUUGAGUCGCCUCGACAACGACCGCCGCCUGGCCGAUCACUUCUUCGGCAAGAUGCACAUGGGGUACUCGGACAUGCGCAAGACCUUCAAGCGACUCAGCGAGGAGCUCAAGGGUCGGCCUCCGCCGGUCCGGCACCAUGAUGACGAGGACGAUCGUGAUCGGGGCUGGGGCGGUGGUCGCUCCGGGGGCGGUGGCCGCGGGCCUCGCUACGGUGGUGGUGGCGGCGGCGGUGGUGGGUACAAAAAGCGUGGUCCUCGGUGGUGAUGAUUACGGAUGACGAUGAUCAUGAAACAGGGAGAAGGAGAAGGGGGGUUUUUGGAUUGUCCUAUACCGAUUUCUGUUUUUUUUUUUUUUUCUUUUUUUUCCUUUU